AUGUUUUGUUUCGAUUUUAAGGAUCGUUUAUAUCUUGGUACGAACAAUAAUCAUCCAAUGCGUGUUGCAUCUCCGACGCUUCCAUCAACCAUUCCGGACAUGACUACAAUACCUGUAUAUCGUAAUGGUAGAAAGUUUUAUGUCACUGCAGAAGAAUAUGAACGUAUCAAGGCAAGUGAACGAAAACAACGACGCACGGUCGUACAAAAAUCCAAUAAUUUACCGGUACAAAAAUCUUAUAGUACGAAUCAUAUGCGUUCCAGAGCGGGAGGAGGAGGAGUUGAUCAUCAUCAUCCCAGAGUUGGUCUUCAAAGAGUUGUUUCCCAUGCAACAAAUGGAACAUCGGAUAAUACUUAUGGAUUUUCAACUAAUAAGGGCAAUUCUACGACAAUUUUAUCUCCAACGACAAUGAAACGAACGAUAACGCCUUCUACACUAUUGACACCAUCUAGUAUGUCAAGACAAUCUCGAUCAACAUCAAGAAAUGAUGAACAAAAGCCGUACUCUCCUUCAAACGGGCGAUCAAAUUCUUCUGACAAGAUAUUAGCGAAUCGUUCUCGUAUAUCAUCUCCAUCACGAACAUCGUUCGAUGAUGACUCAAAAGCGAAUGUUUCCAGAGCAUUUUCUCCAAGAUCACAGACAUAUGCUUAUAAUCGAUCAGACAAACCUCAAAAAUAUCAAAUGACACCGAACAAUAUUAAUAGUAAUAACAGGUUAACAAAUUAUUUUCCACACGAUUUUAAUCAACAUUCUCAAAACUCUGAGAAUAAUCAAUAUCAGGAAAAUAGUGAUCCACAUCAUGAUGAUAUUUUAAAAAGAUCGAUAUCACCCGAACUGUUAACUCCGAUUCCUCAUCAAUAUGGUAUUGCACCAAUUAAUACGUUUUCCAUUGUGCCAUUGGACAAACGAUCAAUAAUUACCGAUCAAAUUUACAUGCCAACUAAUUCAAAAUCCUUAAAUACAAAUCAGUUACCAAAAGGUUUUGUUAGUAGAAAUUUCGAUAUAGAACUAGAGUCUAAUCGGAAAUCUACCUUGCCGAUUAGUUCUGCCAUGGGUUCCAUGUAUCAGACAGGCAUUCGCGGUGUCGAUCAUUCGUACAGUAUAUUCGGUCAAUCAAACCAAUUUGAUGAUGAACCAUCACCCAAUCAUAAUUUUAAUAUAAAUAGACAAGGCAUUACAGGAUUUUUGAACGAUCGUUUCAUAUCGUAUUCAGAUGAUAACUCAUCGAUCAUAAAACGAGAUGACGAUAAUCACAAACAAGUGGCAUAUUUGUCGAAUGAUGACGAAAGACCGGCGAGUCGAGGGCGAGGUAUGGAAUCACGAUCAACAGUAAGAAGUCAUUCAAGUGAUGGACUUACCGAAAAGAAGCGCGUUCGAUUCGCCGAUACUGUUGGUCUUAAUUUAGAAACAGUGGAUCGUGUUUCACGUCGAGAUAGUGGAGCAAGCAGUGAUGGUGAACAACAGUCAUAUAAACCUAAUUUUAAACAACAACAUCAGCAGCAGCAACAACAACAUUACACACGUUUACUAUCAAGAAGGCCACACGUAACAAUGAAUGACAGAACAAAAGCAUCACAAAUUCAGCAUUCAACAAACAACAAUUUUCAAAAAUAUAAGAUAUCAAAAAAUAAUGCUGGUUCAUUAGUGACCGACGUUUAA
This is a messenger RNA of Didymodactylos carnosus, 1659 nucleotides long. The record is from the annotation of a GenBank genome assembly. NCBI's taxonomy places the organism in Eukaryota, Metazoa, Rotifera, Eurotatoria, Philodinida, Philodinidae.